AUCUCUCGGGAGGACGGAUGGGAUUAGGUCCCAUCAUGGCGGCUGAAGAAGCGGAUGUGGAUAUCGAAGGGGACGUGGUGCCAGCCGCCGCACAGCCAGGAAGUGAUGAAAAUACAGCAUCUGUUUUACAAGAUCACUAUCUUGAUUCAUCGUGGAGAACUGAGAAUGGUCUUAUUCCUUGGACUCUGGAUAGCACCAUCAGUGAAGAGAACAGAGCUGUCAUUGAGAAGAUGUUGUUGGAAGAAGAGUAUUACUUAUCUAAAAAAUCACUUCCAGAAAAAUUCUGGCUUGAUCAAAAGGAAGAUGAUAAAAAAUACAUGAAGAGUCUACAGAAAACAGCAAAAAUCAUGGCACACUCUCCUACAAAAACAGCCAGUUACUCAGUAAAGUGGAAGAUAGAAGAAAAAGAGCUGUUUGAACAAGGGCUGGCUAAAUUUGGCCGAAGGUGGACCAAAAUUGCAAAGCUAAUUGGAAGUCGCACUGUUUUACAAGUUAAGAGUUAUGCCAGGCAAUACUUUAAAAAUAAGGUAAAAUUAGAUGGUCCAGAGAAGGAAACACCAAAUGAGAAGAGCAGCAGUGACCUUCAGAUUAAAAAUGAAGAUGAAGGCACAAAGGCAUGGACGCCAUCAGGUUUAAGGGGACGUGCUGAUCCCAACUUGAAUGCUGUAAAAAUUGAAAAGUUAUCUGAUGAUGAAGAAGUAGACAUCACAGAUGAGGCAGAUGAGUUGACUUCUCAAGCUCCCCAAAAGAAUCCUAGCAAUGAUGUCUUAUUAAACAUUCCUAAUAGUAAAAGUCAUGAAACCAGUCAAGGGGAAUUUAUUGCUUCCAACCAGGAAGAUUCUGUACCUGAAUCUUCCAAGGAGUAUUUUCAGAAUAUAAAGCAGGGAGAAAUGGAAGCACUUUCAAGCUCAGGAAGUAAAUUUUGGACUGAAAAACAGAGUGUUAGUGACAAAAAAUCAGCUGAGUUAAAUGAUCAGAAAUGUAAUAAACUGAUGAAAAACUCUGAAAAACAUGAUGGAAAUGGAAUAAUAGAUGCUGCCAGGCCGUUGCCUUCUCCAGAGCCUUGUGAAGUUCAGGAAGACUUGAGUGAUACUGAAGUGCUUUUUCAUUCUUCCUGUCAAAUGGAGGAGAGCCAUGAGGAAGAAGAGCUGAAGCCACCAGAACAAGAAGUAGAAAUAGAUAGAAAUACCGUUCAAGAAGAAGAAAAACAAGCAAUUCCUGAGUUCUUUGAGGGGCGCCAAGCUAAAACACCAGAACGCUAUUUGAAAAUUAGGAAUUACAUUUUGGAUCAGUGGGAGAUAUGCAAACCGAAAUACUUAAAUAAGACCUCAGUACGUCCUGGCCUGAAGAACUGUGGGGAUGUUAAUUGUAUUGGACGGAUUCAUACAUACCUCGAGUUGAUAGGAGCAAUCAAUUUUGGAUGUGAACAGGCUGUGUACAACAGGCCACAACCAGUUGACAAAGGACGAGUCAGAGACCGAAAAGCUACAGGGGAAGCGUACCGGCUUGCACGGCGCCUGCAGUCUGCGCGCACAAGGAGACGGAGGGUCCGAGACCCAUGGGGAAAUUGGUGUGAUGCAAAAGACUUAGAAGGACAAACCUUUGAGCAUCUCUCUGCUGAGGAAUUGGCAAGAAGAAAAGAGGAAAAAUGUAAACCUGUUAAAUCCUCAAAAGUACCAAGACCAACAAAAAGCUCAUUUGAUCCCUUCCAACUGAUACCUUGUAAUUUUUUCAGUGAAGAAAAGCAGGAGCCAUUUCAGGUGAAAGUGGCUUCAGAAGCACUUUUAAUAAUGGAUUUGCAUGCUCAUGUUUCUAUGGCAGAAGUGAUUGGUCUAUUAGGAGGAAGAUACUCAGAAGUUGAUAAGAUAGUUGAAGUCUGUGCAGCAGAGCCAUGUAACAGUCUGAGUACAGGACUGCAGUGUGAGAUGGAUCCUGUCUCACAAACACAGGCCUCAGAGACCUUGGCUGUGAGAGGUUAUAGUGUUAUUGGAUGGUAUCAUUCUCAUCCUGCCUUUGAUCCAAAUCCUUCCUUACGAGAUAUUGACACUCAAGCCAAAUACCAGAGUUACUUCUCCAGAGGCGGUGCAAAGUUCAUUGGAAUGAUUGUUAGUCCUUAUAAUCAGAGCAAUCCUUUACCUUAUUCCCAGAUUACCUGCCUGGUUAUAAGUGAUGAAAUUAGCUCAGAUGGCUCUUACCGUUUACCUUACAAAUUUGAAGUACAACAGAUGCUGGAAGAACCUCAGUGGGGAUUAGUAUUUGAAAAGACAAGAUGGAUAAUAGAAAAAUAUCGGUUAUCCCAUAGCAGUGUCCCUAUGGAUAAAAUCUUUCGCCGGGAUUCUGACCUGACUUGUUUGCAGAAACUUUUGGAGUGUCUGAGGAAAACUCUGAGCAAAGUGACUAACUGCUUCAUUGCUGAAGAAUUCUUAACUCAAAUAGAAAAUUUAUUCCUUUCCAAUUAUAAAAGCAAGCAAGAGAAUGGAGUAGCUGAAGAGGACUGUGCUGUGGGUGCAAAGGAAUUGUUAAUGUAAUUAUUUUAAAGGAAGACCUUUUAAUCUUGACACAGUAGAUCCUUCUUGAAAUUAUUGUAAUUUAGCUAAUAGUGGCACAACUUUAAUAUUUUUCCUCUAGUUCACAAAAUCCAAACUUUGCCACAUAAAUCCUAUGACACUUGUUUUCACACAGUGAUUGUCAGAGUGUGGUGUGAAGCAGGGUCUGCUGCAGUCUGCGGUCCUUCCCCCCCCCGCGCCCCGCCACCAGCCAGUGAGUGCUGCAGGAGACUUUGAGGGGCUGUCUGCUUUUUUGUUGUAUUCAGGUUGAUAAAUGCAAUAUCUCUAAUAUUUAUUUCUCCCCAAACUAGUCAUUCUACUCUCGGUACCUCACAUCUGUGUCUCAUUAGGAACACUUCCAUUUUUUCCAUGUCUUUUGAUGAGAUUUUAUUUAUGGUUGCAAAUGAGAUGUGGAUGGAUGGUCACUGAGGUAAUGAACAUGGUUGAGAACUAGUGGUGUAAUAAAUCUAACAACACGCUGUAGGAGGCCAGGGGAGGCCUAAGGAGAAAAUCUUAAACAUAGAGAAGAGACCAAUGGAGAGAAUCAAAUUGCCAGUUUUUCAUUAUAGAUAUUUGUUUCCAUUUUAUUUUACAGCAAUAAUACUACAGGCUGUGCCAUUUUCUCAGCUAGCUGAAACAUUUAAUAUGGAUUUUGGAUACAUAAAAUAAUUAGCUUCAACUAUAUGUCCACUUACUAUGUGUGAUAAAACCUCAUUUAAUUGGAACACAGAUAAUCAUAACUCUCAAACUAGAUUUUUUUUUUCUACUACCUGCUAUCAGGAGAAAGAGGCAAAUUUUAAUAAUGCUUAAAUAUUAAAUCAGAGAUUUAAUUUUAAAAACAAAAAAGCCUUCCAGGACAUAUUACAUAUAUAGUCCAGUUUCAUAGACUUUCUAAAUGUAGAAUAGAAGUGAGCAAAACUUUUUAUGUAAAGGGACAGUUAGUCAAAAACUUAGGCUUUGCAGGUCACAUACUGUCUCUAUCAGACAUUCUUUGUUGUAUCUUUUUUACAGUCCUUUAAAAAUGUAAAACCAUUCUUAUUACCUCAUGAGCCUCACAGAGAAUGGGUUGCUGGCCAUUAUCUUCCAACCUCUGCUCUAGAGAAUUACAAACAUUUAUAAUUUAUUUUCAGGUAUAUGAACCUGAGACACUGAAAGGCCUUAUUUACAUCAUCUUCAAACAACAACAAAACUUAAAAUUAUGAUUUACAUUUAAAUAUAUUUUCAAGUAAAAUUAGCAGUCAUGCUGCCUGAUUUACUCAGAUAGAUUUGAGUUUAUUUCUGUGAGCCAUAGAACUGAUUUACACCCAUUCCCCAAGCACUCUUACUAAUAACAGUUUUAUUACACCUUAUCUGGAUAUGAUUCUGUAUUUUUACCUUUUUUGGUUGUAACCAUUAGCCAUGGAAGAAUAUGGCAGUGUCUGAGGGAGCAGUGAGCCAGUUCUAGAUGGCCUACAUCUUGGCUCAACCCUGUGACUUGGGGGUGGGGGUGGAGGGUAGGGGAUAUAAGUUGACCUCUGAACCUAAAUUCUUGUGUAAAUGAGGUCUAAGUUAUCUUCCUAACAACCUUCCAGGUCUAAAAUGCAUUUCUUCUAUAUGUAGUUAGAAUAAACAAUGAAACAUAACUUAUAACACAAUUACCUUUGGGAUUUGGGACCGGGGGUGGUAAGAGCUGCAGACCAAACAUCAGGAAACCCGAGUCCUCAUCCUCAUCCUAAUUUUGUUAUCAGCUUUGCUCUGUAGCAGUGAUAACAUCACAUAAUCUGUCUGGACCUCAGGCUCUUCACCUGUAAUCCACGGGUCUAAAUUUUAUGACUUCGUUUUUCCUUCCAAGCACAGAAAGUCUGCAAUUCUGUAAAAGGUAGUAAUUGAUUCCUUUGUAGUCUUCCUUUUGACAUGUUUUCCUCAUUGUACAUGAGGAACACAUCCUAGAAGUUGGUAUGAAUUAGCUCUUGAUUGACAUUUCCCUAUAAUAAUGAUUAAUUUGGGUGAUAGAAAAUAAUGGAAAUUGUUAAAAAUUCUGUUCUCAAAUCUGGGUCCCCUGCAUGCCGGUAGUUAACCAUAUUUACUAACCUAAGCCAUACCAUGAGGAACUCAAAGAUGGUAAUCCUCAGAGUUUAGAGUUUGGAGAGCACAAUUUUCUAAAUAAUAUUUACUGAGUGUUUUUUUCUGAUGAUAGAUAUAUCUCAAAAUAUUUUUUAAAGAACAGAAACAUAAAUAAAAAUAUAUAAAUCUUAUUAUCUAGAAAACCACAGGUAACAUUUUAGUAUAAAUUCUUCCCCCUUUUUUUUUCUUGGACCAUGCAAUUUUUUUUUUUUUUAAAGAUUUUAUUUAUUUAUUCGAGAGAGAGAGAGAGAGCAAAGUAGGCAGAGAGGCAGGCAGAGGGAGAGGGAGAAGCAGGCUCCACACUGAGCAGGGAGCCUGAUGCGGGGCUCGAUCCUGAGAUCAUGACCUGAGCCGAAGGCAGACGCUUAACUGACUGAGCCACCCAGGCACCCCACAAUUUUAAAGAUUUUAUUUACUUAUUUGAGAGAGAGAGUGCAAGAGCAUGAACACAGGGGGCGGGGCAGAGGGAGAAGCGGACUCCCCGCUGAGCAGGGAGCCUGGGAUCAUGACCUGAGCCCAAGGCAGACGCUUAACCAACUGAGCCACCCAGGUGCCCCUUGGACCAUGUAAUUUUAUCUGUGGUAUUUUCCUCCCCUCCUCCCUUGUACAUUCUCCCUGUUUCCUUUUUUCUCUUAUCGUAUUCUUAAAACAUUUUUACCACUGCAGGUGCCCACAUUCCUGUCACUGCCAACUUGGGCUACUUAGGGUAGUCAGAGCUAGGGCCUUGGAGAAGCGCAGAAGUCUGGAACUGAGGGGCAGUGUAAUAUAGGAGGUUCAGGAGGCAGAGACCCAAAGGGAAAACCUACCUCUGGUAUUAUUUACAGGAGUGGAGACAGGACCUGAAAACACCCAGAUCUCUUCAUCCUGAUUCGAUUCUUAAGAUUGCACAAUGAUAAUAAAAUAAUGAACUUAAUUUUUUUUUCUUUUCCUGCUUGGCUAGUGGAAAUUGACACUAGUACUUCUCCAAUAUUAGACUUAGCUCUUUUAAAAAUCUAAUCCCAAAGUAAUUCAAAAAAGAAAAAUCAGUGGAAUAAGAUCAACAAGAUCAGACUCUCCUUACCCCUCCAUUAUUUUCUUGAACUAUUUUCAAAGCCACAUUAGGUAGGACUUAGACAAUUUUGCCUUCUUGGAUGUCUUCUUUCAGAAAAUAUUAAAAAUUCAUUACAACUGCAUUUGUAUAAAAUGAAUCUAAUAUUGUAUAUUUUCCUUCUGAAAACUUCCUAUUGUGUUUUUUUCCUUCUGAAUUUAAAAGAAAUGAAAACAUUUUUAUGGGCCUUCAAAGUAUUGUGGGCCGGAGGCACGUUGUCUGAAAGCCAAGGUGGCCCUGCCUGUAUUCUGAAGGGUAUCGCUGGAAAAAUGGCAGUCAUGACCCUGUCCCCUGUAAAACCUAUCUCACAAACCCUAGGACCGCUUUGCCACCCCAGCCAAGAACGUUGCAAUGCCUGGGGCUUUAGAGCUCUAGACUUGAACUUCGUUCUUCAUUGACCUGACCACAGUUUAGGAGUGUUGCUUGGAAACAGUCAUCCUCAAAAAAAAAAGAUAGACAGUGAUUAGUUUUAGCUUUCAGAUAGAUAUUUUUGUUCUGACCCGUAAUUUAUAGUUUUGAAACUCAUGCCACAUAUCCUACCACCCCUAUUCUUUCAUUUCCCUCAAGCCCCGCUCCCUACUUUUUCCCCACUCCCUCUACUUACCUCUCAGAAUGUAGGUACAAGAUGGUUCAUUUAGCAUUUAGUAAAAGCAAGGCCGGAAGGAUAGAGUUGAACAGAUCCAUUCGUAUUUUAUGGAAGUCGAUUAAUGCUGCCCCAGCCUUUUCUCCAAAACUCUCCUCCCCCACCGAAGUGGAGUGAGGUCAGUAAUGUGCAGACUGAUCAGGGUCAGAACCUCCGCAGCUGCCUGGGCAGCAGGGCAAUGGCAGCCUCGACAAGCCAGCCUGAGCAGGCCUCCUGCUCUUCAGUUUGCCUUCUUGUUUGUCUUGCUGGGUCCUAACGAGGUGAGCUGGAGGACUUGGGGUAAGUGCUGUAGGCAGGAUGCUCCAGGAUUGAUGCUUUGCACAAGGACAAGGAGACCUAGGGACACCUGACCACCUGACAUAUAGCUCCCUAUCCUCGGGUCAGCAACAGGCAUUCGGUGGAUGAAUUUCUCAGAAAUUAAGUAAGGGUACCCAAAUUUUGUAUUUUUUCACCUACACUGUCCUCUACCAAUAACAAGAGACUUAAGUCCAGAGUCAUACAUCGUGGUAUUUAGGAAAAGUUAACUUCUAACUUUUCCUCCAAGCACAAAGGAAAAAGCACAUUUUGGUCAUCAUCUCUAUCAGGAUUAAUACAAAAUUUAACAGAUUUGAUCAGUAUCCCCAGUUUACCAGCUGUUAAAUAGUUUUCUUAAAAAUUAAGAUCAUAUUUUACAAUACUUUCAGAAAAUCACUGUGGAGAAUAAUGUCAUAUACUUUAACUUACUCAAUUCCUGACCUUUUCUUAAAUGGUUUUAUGUGUGCUAUUCUUCCAAACUGUUUUCUCUGUUUUUUCAUUUGCCCUGUAAUUUGUGCUUUCCAGCUUUUUCUGAAUCUUGUAAGCCACCUUAAAUUCUUUCUGGAACAAGGCAGAGAAUAAAUAUGUUAGCCCCCUAAAUCAGGAGAAAAUAAAAAUUUCUCAGAGAAGCUGUGAUUAUACCAGAUGUUGUAUACCAAAGUAAAUUCGAGAAGGUAAAAUUAACUCAUGAUAUCUGGGUUUUUUUGUAUUUUCUCCCUUUGAAUAUAUUUAUGAAUAUAUUCAUAAGAACUUUAAUUUCAGGGAAAAAUGCCUUAUGUGCUGUCUUUGAAGUUCCCUAAAGUAGUCUCUUAGGAUUUAAGAAGAAUGUUAAAUAUGAUUUCAUAGUUUGUACUCCUGUUUCAUAGGUUGCCACAGAACAUUUGUUUUGAGCUAUGAAUUAUAAAAUAGUAUUUAGAAUCCAGCAUGAUUUAAAUAGACUGGUCAUAGAUCUUUAAAUUUGUGGAUUUGACAUGUAAAUUGUAAAUUGUGUAUUAUGUAUAAGUAUAUAAGUUUACUGUGAUUAUUGAUAAACCUGUUGCUGUUGUUUUCCCCAAAUGUUAUUAGUGUUUAUGGAUUUCUUUUAUUACUUUGAAUUUUGAAAUGUUCUGUAAUGGAAUAUAAUGACUUAAACUAUUUUGUACAUUUAAAUAUGGUGCCACAUUGUCUAAAUCUAUAUUAAAGAAUAUUGUAAAUAUUAAUGUUUA
Mirounga angustirostris (Northern elephant seal) is the source of this 7878-nucleotide messenger RNA. RefSeq names its product Myb like, SWIRM and MPN domains 1 (gene MYSM1). Gene Ontology annotation, molecular function: protein binding; metallopeptidase activity. The record is from RefSeq and is a predicted model, not a curated record. The transcript has 20 exons. Bases 18 to 2528 code for a protein of 836 amino acids. NCBI's taxonomy places the organism in Eukaryota, Metazoa, Chordata, Mammalia, Carnivora, Phocidae.